AUGCCAAGCAAAGGAAUUAAUACAUUUGGAGCCAUCGCCUUGCUAGUGUCAUCCAUGACGGUAAGUUUCGUUGAUACCAUUAUUACCUGUUUAGUUCUUCCCCCUCCUAAUGGUCCAGGUCUCUCUACUAUUCCGCCAAUGUUCCAACAGUCUGGUUGGCUGGCCCCCAUGUUCGUCUUUGUCGCUGUUGCAGUUCUGUCGGGUUUCUCUGCACUGUUCAUCUGUGAAGUUUUAUCCAGUAUCAAAGGCAAUGAAAAGUUUCAGGCCAAUGUCGAGUUCACAACGGUUGCCCAACUUAUUCUCGGUAAAAAGUACCAUUACUUCUUCCAGAUCGUCCUUUAUCUUGCUUUACAAGCUGUCAACGUAGCAAGCAUCAUUCUGUCAGCUCAGACUCUCGACAGUAUGUUUCUCACUCUUUUCGAUGGAACUUGCGGGCUCGGAGUAUCUCCAGGACGGUGGUUCUGCAUCUCUGAACGUUCUGUUCUCGGAAACUCUCCCUUUUCUGCGGAUGAUUACUACAUUUUUACCUUUGGUUAUCUUGUCACUGCGGCAAUGGUGAUGCCUUUGGGCUUCUUCAGUCUGGUCGAGAAUAUCUACGUGCAAAUGAUUUCAUUCAUCGUGCUAUGUGGCGUCCUCAUCCAAUGGAUUGUCGCUUUUUGCCAGGUAGGUCUUGAUACCUCGCUCUUGCCUGCAUCUGGCCCUGAUUCGUCUACGGUACUGGGUAUCGUCAUCUUCAAUUACGCUUAUAUUACAACGAUUCCUACGAUGGUGAACGACCUUCGACCUGAUGUAUCAAUUCACAAGUCUCUUUGGAUCUCUGUGGUCAUUUCGACGAUCAUGUAUAUUCUACUGGGUGUUUUUGGCGCAAUGGCGUAUCGCAUGGAACCUACCGCCGACAUUCUUGCCAUAUUGAGUUCUCAAGGCUCAACUGCAUCUUUGGUGACCACCUAUAUAUUCCCUAUCUGUGCACUAGUCACAUCCAUUCCAGUAUUCACCAUUGUCAUCCGUCAAAACUUGAUGCGUGGUAAUAUCUGUGGUAGACCAUGGGCAGUAUUUUGGUCCAACAUACUUCCAUGGUUUGUCUGCAUCCCAUUGCAAACUAAGGAUUAUGUCGGCACGAUUCAAAACUGGAGUAGCUUAUUCUUCCAAUCGACCAUCAACUUUAUACUUCCUUUUAUCCUAUACUUUGCUUCGAGAAAAUACCAAGCAUCUGUUCUUGAAGAAACUAAAGAAACGUCUGCUCCCCACACUUCUAACUCAGAAAAGCAUCCGCCUGAAGCUGAAAACGUAGAGCAUGACGAAGAUCAAGAAGAAGAAAAACAGAACGAGGUGGAGAUGCAUUAUCCAGACGAAAACAGAUCAGUCUCGAUUCGAAGAUUGGGUCGUACUUCGCAUCUCAGCAGACUCGAAGUGGGAGGAUCACCAUCGCUUAAAUCGCCACGGUCACCAAAAUCACCUCGCACGUUCCGAUCGCCGCUCUCUCCAAGAUCGCCUAAAUCACCUGGUGCAACCCCAGUGAUUAUGUUUGAUGAGACAGGUGUUUCUCCUGCAUCACGUCUACAAGUACAUGAACAACAACCCACUAGUAACAGCGCACCCGGAUCACCGAAUAUACUCAAGGUCCCUCCUCCGGAAAGCUCACCUCGAGCCAGUACAACCAGCGCUGGAUCAGGUCUUGGUAUCACACCAUCCACAACAGCAAAUGAACUUAGCAGCAACACCGAAGAAGAAGGCAUCAGUCACAACGAUAUUAAUGGGAACGGUGCCACCACCACGAAUAAAAAGCCAGAAAGAACAUCCUGGAUUUCGAGCAACUUUUCCUUCCGCAACAAUACCCAUCAUGGUGCUGUUGCACCCACGUCACCUGCUAUCCGGUUGAACAACAAGAGCGACGCUUGUCUCGAUGACGACGACGACGACUGCACCGACAAGAAAAAUAUUUCAAUGACGGUCCAUGAUCAGCAACCUGUUCAAGAUGAUAAUGCUCCUGUACACUUUUUGGCGUUCAAGCCACGAUCAUGGCUUAAUCCUUUCUAUGUGGCCAUUGUAUCCAGUGGAUUGCUUGGCGUUGCCAUUGUCUUUAUGAUCAUCUAUAAUCUUACGAUGCUUGGUCUCGGCAACAACGUCUUUGACUAAAAAACAAAGGGCCACUUUCUUCCUCCUUCGUCAGCGUUUUCCCUCAUAUCUUUCCUCUCUUAUUUGUAUCUGUAAUACUUUUACUUUUGUAUGUAAGAACACAUUGUCCGUUGUAUUUAGCUGACCUUUUUCUUUCGUGUGAUUGUUUUUGUAUGUAUGUUUAAUAUUUUUUUUUGGAAUAUUUGCUUAUCUUUUUUUCUUUUCCAAUAAAGUUUUUGUACUUAUCCGAUA
Zychaea mexicana is the source of this 2367-nucleotide messenger RNA. RefSeq lists its product as uncharacterized. The transcript has 9 exons. NCBI's taxonomy places the organism in Eukaryota, Fungi, Mucoromycota, Mucoromycetes, Mucorales, Lichtheimiaceae. The record is from RefSeq and is a predicted model, not a curated record. Bases 1 to 2136 code for a protein of 711 amino acids.